This is a messenger RNA of Linum trigynum, 355 nucleotides long. The record is from the annotation of a GenBank genome assembly. NCBI's taxonomy places the organism in Eukaryota, Viridiplantae, Streptophyta, Magnoliopsida, Malpighiales, Linaceae.
CGCAGCAUACUACGAUGGGAGGCGGGCACAUGGGAUCAGGUAGUACAGACCUGCCACAUUUGGACGUCGAUGAGUGGGAGCGUGUCGGUCUGCAGGUUCAGGAUCAGGACUUCCAGACAUCUCAUUGGGCAUAUGAGCAGCAGCGACGAGAGGGUGCACCGGAUGAGCAUGUUCAGUCUCAAGUAGAUGAUAUGUUCGGCACACAGGAUCAGGAUGAUGGGGCGGAGAGAGAUGAGCAGUUGCCUCCACGAGACAGGAGGCCAGCGAGGUGUGGUACUGGCGGCCAUCUAGUGGCAGAGCACGGUGGUGGUCGGCGUGGUGGUCGUGGUGGUUGAGGACUAUUUAUUGUUAUGUA